This is a messenger RNA of Lathyrus oleraceus (garden pea), 778 nucleotides long. Its product is annotated as MLP-like protein 28. The coding region runs from base 70 to 549 and encodes 159 amino acids. The transcript has 2 exons. Lineage: Eukaryota; Viridiplantae; Streptophyta; Magnoliopsida; Fabales; Fabaceae. The record is from RefSeq and is a predicted model, not a curated record. Gene Ontology annotation, biological process: defense response.
AGAUGGUUGCAUACAUUUUCAUCAUAUCAACCCUUGUAUCUUUCUUCUUUUUUGUUUUUCUUUUAAAAAAUGGUUCUAGCUGGCAAACUUAGUACUGAACUUGGUAUCAAAGCACCCGCUGACAAGUUCUUCAAAGUAUAUACAUCAGAACUUCACGAAUUGCAAAAUCAUUGUGAAAAUAUUCAUGCCGCCAAGCUGCAUGAAGGUGAUGACUGGCAUCACAGUGAUACGGUUAAACACUGGACAUAUGUCAUAGAUGGUGAGGUACACACAUGUCACGAGAGUAUUGAAGAAGUUGAUGAAGAAAACAAAAAGGUAAUUUGGAAGAUCUUUGGUGGAGAUAUUGAUAAGCAUUAUAAGAACUUUAAGCUCAUCCUUGAAGUAAGUGAUAAGGCUGAUGGUAUUGAUGGUACUGCUGUUGUUAAAUGGACGAUUGAAUAUGAGAAAAUAAGUGAAGAUAUUAAUCCCCCAAAUGCUCAGAUAGACUUCUUACGCAAAAACACUCGAGAUGUUGAUGCUAAUCUUGUUAAGGAAAAUGUAGAUUUAUAAGACCUAAAAAAAAAGCAUGUCAAUGCAUGUGGUUUACUUAAGUGUUCAUCUUUUUCAUAAAUUAAUAAAUUAAUGUAAUGUUUGUAAUAUUGUCAUAUUUGUUGCAUGUGCAUAAUGACUUCUCUUGUGCUUCAUGUUGUAUUGCAGAUGUUACUUGUUAGCACUACUUAAAUAUGAUUGCAGAUGUUUGUGAUGCAAAGAAUUAAUGAAUAUUUUUCUUUUUAGUUUA